Messenger RNA from Rhododendron vialii, 1553 nucleotides. RefSeq lists its product as uncharacterized. Lineage: Eukaryota; Viridiplantae; Streptophyta; Magnoliopsida; Ericales; Ericaceae. The record is from RefSeq and is a predicted model, not a curated record. The transcript is spliced from 2 exons. Bases 26 to 1135 code for a protein of 369 amino acids.
GCCUUUCCUUGAACAACAAGAAGUUAUGCCUCCGAGAAAUAUCAAGGAGGUUCUCCAGAAGAAGCUGGAGGAAAAAGAGAGGGAGAAGGCCCGACUGCAGAAGGCUGGGGGUGCAGCCGCUUCGGGCUCGGUCCCUAGCAAGAAAGUCCCACCUCCCCCACCCUCUAAAAAGCGACCACUGAGCGCUCCUCCUUCCCCGAAGGAACCACCUGCGAGCAAGAAGGUGAGGGCGGCCACUAAGGGAAAGGGCCAAGAGGUGGAGCACCCGAAAGAAGCCGCCGGAGAAGGAGAAGGGAGGGUGACUGCCCUCGAUCUCGAUCUUGACACCCCAUGGGUGCCAAGCUUCAUCACACCUAGCAAGAAACAGGUCCUCAAAUCGGAUAGCUUGAGGGAGGAUCCCUCCCUGGCUUUCACCCUCCACUCGGGGCUAGCUUUGCCGAGGGAUGUACAGAAUCCCCCCUCUCUGAAAGCGGCCCUGAGCGAAUACUACUAUCACGCAGGAAGGGCUACCCAGUCCAUAAUGAGUGCCCAGCUGCAUCUCACCGAAUAUGACAAGAAGUCAAAACUGCAAAAGCAGUCGGUGGAAUACAACAAGGCCCUGGCCGAGGAGUACAAGAAGGGGUUGGAGCAAUCCGAGCUCGUGAGGCAAAGCCUCGAGGUUCAGGUCGCCAAUCAAAAUGACCUUAUCAAGGGGUUGCAGGAGUCUACCGAGCAGACUAGAGCCGAAGGAAAAGAUGAGGGGCUGGCCGAGGGGAGAGCCUUGGGGAGGGAAGAGAUGAAGAAGGAGAUGGAGAAGGAGGUGCAGGGGCAGUAUGAGAAAGGAUACGCCCAGGCCGAAGAGGACGUGACCGAUCAAGUCCUUGAAGUGCAGGACGAGAUCAAGGAGGCCCAGCACAAAGAGAGCUUUAUGCUCGGCUACAACAUGGGUCUCGACGAUGCAGGCGCUGAAGCUGACGACGAAAGGAGGAGUCUGGUGGAAAUACCACCCUUCGCCCCUGCCGAAGUUAUAGCAGAGGAGACAACAGCCGACGCUAUCGACUCGACCACCUUACCAGCCCCGGCCGAAGCUCCAAUCCCACAGGCCCAAACCGACGCUCCAACCCCACCAGCCCCAGCCGACGCUGCAGCGGAUUAGAUUUGUUCUUGUUUGGUCUGUUUUUGUCUUUUGUUUUGUUUUUGCAUAUUUGUGAAAAUGGUCGGCACCGAACAAUGGGAACCCUGCCGACCAUUGGAUGUAACGAAAACAUGGAGAAUUUCUUUUUAAAUGACAAUCGUCUUUUCGUUCGGUAUGGAUGUUGUUUUCAAGUAUAUAAAUAUUUGCCAAGUCUUUUUAUUCGGUAUAUACAUCACAUCUCAGAAAUUUUUCAGAAAUUUUUAAAGUCUUUUCAUUCGGAAGGACUGUUUAUGUGAUUUUGAAGUCAGUGAGAGAUGAACUCAGGUUUACCCAUAUAGUAGCCCCCUGCCCUAUUGUAUUACCGUAGGAAUAGAAUAAGGCAGUAGGAUGGGAAAACUGAGCCGAAAAAGUGAUCAUGAGUUUCGAGAAUUUCACCCGA